AUGGCGUCCAUCUUACUGAGGAGCUGCCGCGGCUGGGGGCCCGCCCGCCUCCCGUCGCCUUGUGCCGCCGCGCCCAGGGGCAGUCUGGGGAACCGUGCGUGUCUCAGCUGUACCAACACUGUGGGACUGAUAAACCGUGUGCAUGUGACGUGUGGGUGCUGCCCUGUCCACCCUGUGUACGUCUCUCUCAAGGGCGAUCAUUUCAGCCGCUGGACUCUGAGGCCAGAGUGCACACGCACAGGGCCAGGGGCGCCAUGGACCCCCAUUUCAGUGGGUUUGGUUGUCAUGAGACCCUGGUCUCUUCCUGUACGCUGCUGGCACUCGUCACAGCCCUUGUGGGAUGACUCCCUGGUCGAGAAGUCCCUCAAAUCCUUGAAGGACAAGAACAAGAAGUUGGAGGAAGGCGGCCCAGUGUACAGUCCCCCUGUGGAGGUGGCCGUGAAGAAGUCCAUUGGGCAGAGGGUGCUGGACGAGCUAAAGCACUACUACCACGGCUUCCGCCUGCUCUGGAUCGACACCAAGAUCGCUGCACGCAUGCUGUGGCGGAUCCUAAACGGUCACACCCUGACGCGCCGGGAGAGGAGGCAGUUUCUCCGGAUUUGUGCUGACCUCUUCCGCCUGGUCCCAUUCCUUGUCUUCGUGGUGGUGCCUUUCAUGGAGUUCCUGCUUCCUGUGGCUGUGAAGCUGUUUCCCAACAUGCUGCCGUCCACGUUUGAGACCCAGUCUGUCAAGGAGGAGAAGAUGAAGAAGGAGCUUCGGGUCAAGCUGGAGCUGGCCAAGUUCCUCCAGGACACAAUUGAGGAGAUCGCCCUGAAGAACAAAGCAGCCAAAGGGAGCGCCACCAAAGACUUCUCGGCAUUCUUCCAGAAGAUCCGAGAGACUGGAGAGAGACCCAGCAAUGAGGAAAUCUUGCGUUUCUCUAAAUUAUUUGAAGAUGAACUGACCCUGGACAACCUCACGCGGCCACAGCUGGUGGCGCUGUGCAAACUGCUGGAAUUGCAGUCCAUCGGCACCAACAACUUCCUGCGCUUCCAGCUUACCAUGAGACUGCGCUCCAUCAAGGCUGACGACAAGCUGAUCUCGGAGGAAGGGGUGGACAGCCUCAAUGUCAAGGAGUUGCAGGCGGCGUGUCGGGCGAGAGGCAUGCGGGCCCUUGGCGUCACCGAGGACCGACUCAAGGGUCAGCUAAAGCAGUGGCUGGACCUGCACCUGAACCAGGAGAUCCCCACGUCACUGCUGAUCCUGUCACGGGCCAUGUACCUCCCAGACACCCUCUCACCUGCCGACCAGCUCAAAUCUACGCUGCAGACCCUGCCGGAGAUUGUGGCGAAGGAGGCUCAGGUGAAGGCGGCUGAGGUGGAGGGCGAGAAGGUGGACAACAAGGCGAAGCUGGAGGCCACGCUGCAGGAGGAGGAGGCCAUCCAGCGUGAGCAGAAGGAGAAGGAGUUGCAGAAGUUCACUGAGGUGGCGAAGGAAGUGGAGCCUGAGGUGGUGGCGGAUGUGCCCCCUGGGAGGCCUGUGGUGGAGCCCCGGCCUGAAGUGCCUGAGGUGAUCUUACCUGAUGAGGUGCUAAAGGACACUGCCCCCGUCCUGGAAGGCGUGAAGGGGGAGGAGAUCACGAAGGAAGAAAUCGACAUCCUCAGCGACGCCUGCUCGAAGCUGCAGGAGCAGAAGAAGUCCCUGACCAAGGAGAAGGAGGAGCUGGAGGUGCUGAAGGAGGACGUGCAGGACUACAGCCAGGAUUUGCAAGAGAUCAAGAAAGAACUCUCAAAGACGGGCGAAGAGAAGUUAGUGGAGGAAUCUAAAGCCAGCAAGAGACUGACCAAGCGGGUUCAGCAGAUGAUCGGGCAGAUCGAUGAGAUGAUCACUCAGCUGGAGACGGAGCAGGAGGCCGGCAAGCUACCAUCCAGCCAGGCCUCGCCCACGGGGGAGGACUUCAUCAGUGUCACCGAGCUCAUCAGUGCCAUGAAACAAGUGAAGCACAUUCCUGAGAGCAAGCUGCUAAGCCUGGCCUCCGCACUGGAUGAGAACAAAGACGGCAGGAUCGACAUCAACGACCUCACCAAGAUGCUCGAGCUGAUUGACAAGGAGGACGUCCACAUCUCCACCAGCCAGGUGGCUGAGAUCAUGACGAUGCUGGAGAAGGAGGAGAAGGUGGAAGAGAAGGAGAAGGCCAAGGAGAAGGCUGAGAAGGGAGCCGCCGAGGUGAAGAACUAG
Messenger RNA from Chrysochloris asiatica (Cape golden mole), 2217 nucleotides. It is a transcript of the gene LETM1, whose product is annotated as leucine zipper-EF-hand containing transmembrane protein 1. Gene Ontology annotation, biological process: intracellular monoatomic cation homeostasis. The record is from RefSeq and is a predicted model, not a curated record. Lineage: Eukaryota; Metazoa; Chordata; Mammalia; Afrosoricida; Chrysochloridae. The coding region runs from base 1 to 2217 and encodes 738 amino acids. Gene Ontology annotation, molecular function: ribosome binding; calcium ion binding. Gene Ontology annotation, cellular component: mitochondrial inner membrane. The transcript has 14 exons.